AUGACCAACUCAAACAGCAACUCUCCUCACUCCAACGAUGACCAAACAAGUCCAAAAGAUAUACCCCCAACACAACAGAAUCAAAAUCCAACUGAAUGUCCCAAUCCCGUCUAUCUAACUACUAGCACCAUGCAAUCCUCUAGCAUAACUACGCUAACUGCACCAAUCGACCCAUUUUCUUUAAUUGCACAAGCUAGCCACCGGGACUCGUGCCGGGACUGUUCACAUUCUAGGGAUAGCACUACCUACCAGUAUACAGUGCUACAAACCCAACAACCAGACGGAUCAAUUUGUUACACCGUUACAACAGAACGAAUUUACUCGACCGGCGAGAAAAUUGUGGCAGCAGUAACCACUGUAGUGUUCAUACUUAUCGUAUUUGGCUUUAUAACCGUCUCAAUCUUAAACAGAUAG
This is a messenger RNA of Nematocida homosporus, 414 nucleotides long. RefSeq lists its product as uncharacterized. Lineage: Eukaryota; Fungi; Microsporidia. The record is from RefSeq and is a predicted model, not a curated record. The transcript has a single exon. Bases 1 to 414 code for a protein of 137 amino acids.